GGCGUCAUGGAUACCGUUUCGCAUGACGUCUUCCAGCAGUGUAUUUCACCAGAUUUACUUUGUCAUCAUGUGAAGUAUAGUUUGGCAUUAUUGUAUUGUAAACGUAAAAAAUGUAAUCCUGUUAUAUCUUUUAUUAUGGCGCAGAAUAAGUAUGAUUUGUUAUUGGUGCCAGGCAGGGGAGACAAGAAAAUUCGUCCACAACCAUGGUACAAAGAAAGAUUGAGAACGAAAUAUAUAAAAUCAAAAAAGCCAAAUGAUCCUUCGCAUAAUCUUGUUGGAAGAAAUUGGGUUUUCAUUAAAAGUAACGUAGAUGAUUUUCGUGAUGGGAAACCUUUAGAUGUUGGAGAUGGAUUCAUUGUGGAGGGAGAUAAAGGAAUAUCACCUGUUAUCAGUCAUAGCAAACGAUCCGUGAGCAGCAACCUCACCAAUGUGCAAUCCAGACUAACAAAAGAACAAAGAGUGUUCAGUAAAUCUCUCCCACUACAAGAAGAGAGAAGAAAUUAUAUUGAUGAGAUGGAAUUUGGACUUGCUCAACAUCCACUCGCAUUAUAUCCUCAUUUGGAAGAAGGAAUGCCUCCUGAGUUAUUUGAAGAAGUAGUAAACAUACUUGACCCAGAGAUGAAUCCUGAAGCAGAAACAGAUGAGGAAUCAACAGCAACCAGCGCAACAAGGGAUGUAUUAAUUGAAGGAAGUGCUGCUGGAGACCUUAUGACAUCAUCAGAAGACAAACACACAGUUUCCUUUAAUUUAAUUGAAUUACAACAAGAUAAAAAUAAACCAAAAAAUCCAUACAAGUGGAUAUUACAAAGAAACAUGACACAAAAAGAUGACAAAAAAGGCUCAAAAAAGAGACCUACAUCACCAUCACAAGAUGAACAUAUUAAAAAAGUCACAAAAGAAUUUUGCGAUUGGGUCGCAGGUUUAGGUGGAGAAAGCAAUAACGUUGAAGAAUCAACUAUUAUGAGUUUAUUUGCCAGUGGCUAUGAGACUAAACCUGCAUUGUCAGUUCCUAUUCAUGUUGUUGAAUUAACUAAUGUUCCAAUGGAAUUAAGAUUAUCAGCCGGGUUAUCUCCUAUAGGAUCGGGAAGAAAAAGUGCUCUGUCAUCUGCAGCUACUACCUCAUCUACUGAAGCAAAGAAGUAUGGAGCAGAAAAUCAGAAGUACAUGCCGAGCUGGGUGAAGGUUAAGUAUGGGGCCUGGUAUUUGGAUCCCAAAUCAUGGACACCAAGGGCUGAUGGGGAUCCUCUUGAAGAUCCAGAGGAAGUUAAAAGGCGAGAACAAUCUGAAUCUAAAAAGAAAAGUGAUGAAAUGGAUGCUCAGUUGUCUCCUCUUCAUGGCGCCAAAGCUUUCAGACAAUUUUUGGAAAGAGGCAACCGAAGGAAGCCAGAUUUUAUGGUCAAAGUAACAGACCUACAGGAUGAAGCUGAAGGAUUGAACAGUCCUCCUGCAGACGAACGAAAUCACAGACUUGGAACCAGAAGAGAACUUUCGCGAAACUCGGCAAGAGUAAAUUCAGGACUGACUGUGCGAUCAAUUUAUUCUACAAACAGAUAGCAAUAUCAUUUUUUUUGUAUCAUUUUUUUUUUGCUAUCAGGUGGAAUGAAACAUGGUAAUCUCGAUAUAUUUCAAUUUUUGAGAACGUUCCAACAAGCAAGAAUCUGCUGAAUAUAAAUAUGUUUUACUGUA
Messenger RNA from Styela clava, 1686 nucleotides. Its product is annotated as protein FAM47E-like. Lineage: Eukaryota; Metazoa; Chordata; Ascidiacea; Stolidobranchia; Styelidae. The record is from RefSeq and is a predicted model, not a curated record. Gene Ontology annotation, cellular component: chromatin. Gene Ontology annotation, biological process: transcription initiation-coupled chromatin remodeling.